Ostreobium quekettii is the source of this 585-nucleotide messenger RNA. Lineage: Eukaryota; Viridiplantae; Chlorophyta; Ulvophyceae; Bryopsidales; Ostreobiaceae. The record is from the annotation of a GenBank genome assembly.
AUGCAUACAGUCACUCAUUGGGGCCUUGUGCUGGUGGUUUGGUGCGCAGAUGACAAGGGGAGGGGCUGGGACCUGCCUGUGCAGGAUUCCCUGCAUCUCGUGAGAAAGGCGAAAGACCAGGUGUUGUUCCUGCGGCAACUGGGGGAUGAGCUACUGGAGGCCACCACAUCCUACGAAGAUGCUGCAGCAGCUGCAAGUAUCAUUGCCAGCGCCAGAACCGAAGCCGAUACAACGCUCACCUCCCUGCAUAUCAACUUCGGCUCGCUGUCUGGCGUCCUGCCCUCUCGAAACCAGCCGUCCACAGGACGCGGCAGCAUGCGAAGCAAGCAGAGUGUGAAGGAGUCCAGGGGUGUCAUGGAGAGGUACUCUGCUGCAAAGCGGCACUGCGGCAUGGCCCUGGAAGCUUGGCGGAAGGAGGCGCAGGGAAGGGGCGAGCUGGGCUGUGGUGGAGGGUCUCUGGAUGGUGCUUUGUACUGCCCACGGUUGGUGAAGGAAGGGUGGACAAGUAUGCCCGACUCUUGCCUAAUGGGCCUCAUUUGUUUGACUACAUUUUGGUGUUGUUAUUUUUUUUGUGUUUGCACUUGA